This is a messenger RNA of Megachile rotundata (alfalfa leafcutting bee), 2007 nucleotides long. Its product is annotated as pleckstrin homology domain-containing family A member 8. The record is from RefSeq and is a predicted model, not a curated record. Gene Ontology annotation, molecular function: ceramide 1-phosphate binding; ceramide 1-phosphate transfer activity. Gene Ontology annotation, biological process: intermembrane lipid transfer; ceramide transport. NCBI's taxonomy places the organism in Eukaryota, Metazoa, Arthropoda, Insecta, Hymenoptera, Megachilidae. Gene Ontology annotation, cellular component: cytoplasm; cytosol; membrane.
UUCUUCUUUUCCUUUCUUCUUAUCGUCCUUAACGCUUCGAACUUCAACGUACUACGUUUCUUCCGUAGCCGUCGAUAUUACCGAUAUUAUUAAGUAUAUUUAUUUAAUGUGCUAUGCUCGAGCAUAAAUAUUCCAGAUUUUAUCGGCUCUCGCGAAAAAUAUUUUGAUAGCGUAUUCGUUACAAAACGAAAAAAACUACAAUGUUCUAAGCUAGUCCUUAUCUUCCUAGUGAUAAUAGAUGUAUUGAAGCGAACGAACAAAAGUUCUACAAAUAGAUGAUAUAUUAGAAUAAGUAUGCGUGCAUGUUUGCGCAUAUGUGUGUGUGUGUGUGUGUGUGUGUAAGAGAGAGAGAGAGAGAGACAGAGAGAUAUAUGCCUUAUAUCUGUUUUCAUGUAUUCGUAAAAGUUUGAAAUUGUAUAGGAAUUUUAUACGAUGCUACCAAUCAUAUAUUUUAAUAAUUGCUGUAAUAUCUUUUGUAAAUAAUCGUCCCGCUCGCAAUUUUAUCAGGCAAAACUAGAAAUACUCGAGUAAAUAAUACAUCGUCGACAAAAACGUUUGUAUGUACAUACGUACAGGUGAAUGAAUGCAUAAAUAAUUACAAUUGCAGUAUAGAAUAACAACCGCACGAUUGAUCCGAUCGGCGAACAUGUUAACUUUCGAUGUACCAUAUGAAAACUAGGAUGCCUCGUCGAAUACGAUAGUACAAGAUACACGGUGAACAGGAAAAUUAAUAUUAUAAGGUGCUCGAUUAGCAUCUUACGAUAGUAGUAUUAUUAAUCGUUAAGAGAAUCUUAAUAAAAACGAGAAAUCAUAUGGUGCCAGUUAAACGAACACGAUAAUCAAAAUAUACCUGCAGUAAAUAUUUGUACGUGUUUGUACAUUGUCAUUUUCAUUAUUAUCACCGAUAUAGUCAUCGCUUUCGUUUUCGUCAUUUUCCUGGUUUCAUCGAACAUAGCUAUCGAAUUGUUCACAAAAAAAAGAACGAUAGACAAUAAACGGAAUUAUAUCCAGCGAUUGUGACAUUUUAUUGCUUUUUUAUUUUCAAAUCAGAAAUUUUAUAUAACGUAUUAUAACUUGAGCAUAGUCAGCGCGCACGAUAUAGUGAACACAAGGAAGAAUUAAAUGCGUUAAUUUUGUAGUACGCAAGUAUGCUGUCACCUACCUCGAGCAAUGAAAAUUACCAAGGUAUGCUAGAAAGUGAAAUGAAACUUCUGUUCCCAGAAAUCGUUGAUGAGAAAAUAAGAACUCUCGAAUUUUUAUCCGCGGCACGUGGCAUUGUACGUAUCAUAGAUAAACUCGGCAAAGUUUUUGCUCCUGUUAAACAUGAUAUUCAGGGUAACAUUGACAAACUCGCUAAAAGACACGCAAUGGACAAAAAAAAAAAUACGACUCUACAGGACAUGAUUUUAAUCGAGAAAGCUACCGAAGUCAAUUUAAUUGCUACGGAUGCUUUAAUGUGGUUGACCCGAGGAUUACACAUGUUAUUAUUAUUUUUUGAAAGUAUCGUUGAAGAUACUAAAACAGGCACACCAACGGAAGAUUUAGUAGCAUUUCUGAAAAAGGCUUACAAAGAAGCCUUAGAACCGUAUCACGGAUGGAUGGCACAACAACUUUUUGACUUACUUUCGCGUAUGGUACCUACGCGUUCGCAACUCUUACGAGCACUUACCAAUGAACAAGAUGAUACGCAUGGUAUUCUCAUUAAUGACAUGGAAAUCUACUUGAGGAAUUUGCGACAUAAUGUAACAGCGAUACAGUUAUUUUAUAAAAUUCAUAAUCUUGAAAAUAUACCAUAGAAUAUACUAGUAGUUAGCUUUGUUGUAGAUACACGCUUAAAUUAUUUACUACUAAAGUAUGUUUCGUCAGAAAUAUGCAUUAACAUAAAACUAGGAUAAAUAUCAUUUUUGACAGAUAUAAAACGCUUUCGAUUAUUAUAUUAUAUAAAACUUACAAUGUCGGCAAUAGUUUAAAUGGUCUUAAACUAAAAUAAAGUUCAAAUGAUAAGGA